Syngnathoides biaculeatus (alligator pipefish) is the source of this 4567-nucleotide messenger RNA. RefSeq names its product E3 ubiquitin-protein ligase RNF123. Gene Ontology annotation, cellular component: cytoplasm. The record is from RefSeq and is a predicted model, not a curated record. The transcript has 40 exons. Lineage: Eukaryota; Metazoa; Chordata; Actinopteri; Syngnathiformes; Syngnathidae. Bases 378 to 4460 code for a protein of 1360 amino acids. Gene Ontology annotation, molecular function: protein binding; ubiquitin-protein transferase activity.
UGAUAUAGUCCUCUAUGUUUGAAACACUUGACUUGCUCCAGACACGCAAAUCACCACAAAGGGAUUUCACGUCGGGGACAUUUUAGGAAGUAUCUCGGUUCCCGAUAUACAAUCCGUGAUUGGGAUCCAUUUAGCGUGCGUGGGUGUUUGCGUCGCACAAAGUAACUCGGAAGUAAACUCGCUGCGGCUGCCAGACUUGUCAUUGUGUUGUGCAACUACACGACACGCACACGCCGUAAUGCCCAAUAGGCGCCACUAAGCAGGCGACUUUUAUUUAAACGAAUUGCGAGGCCAGAUUUGAACCCGCGGCCUCAGAACUGUGAGCCAGUAAGUUGUGCUAACCGGUCGGGAAGCGGCACAUUUCCAUCAUUUGAUCCAUGAAUACUAACGACGACGACGACGACGACAACCCAAAUUCGAAGUGCCCACGUCGAUCUGGCGGAGCUUUGUUGUCUUUGUACCGUACUUCCGUCAACCCGUUUGGUGUUAACAACACGGCAGAAGCCAAAGUGGCCACAGGACCUCCAGCGGACAGCAUGAGCUCCAAAGGCGGCGGCGCCGCUCUGAGCCGCCGCACCUACGGACUGGCUUCAGAUCCCGACAAACCCAAAUCCGCAGGCAUCGUGAACGAGAAGCUGCUCAGCGACUAUUUGCAUCACGUGUUUCCUUCCGCCAAUCAGACGGCUGCUCCCGCCUACCUCAGGAAGCCGUUGGCGUUCCAGGAUCUCGACGCUCACCUGCAAACGUUGUUGUCCGAAGGGGAAAGCGCUGAUGAUGGCCCAGAUCACGAGGUCGAAGGUCGUCUGGGUCCGCAGCCGGUGGUCCUGGACCACACCAGCGGCUUCGAGGGACUUCUGUUUGUGGACGACGACCUGCUUGGGGUGAUCGGCCACAGCAACUUCAGCUCCAUCCGAGCCACCACUUGCGUGUACAAAGGCAAGUGGGCGUACGAGGUGCUGAUCUCGUCUCAGGGUCUGAUGCAGAUCGGCUGGUGCACGCUCAACUGCCGCUUCAACCAGGAGGAGGGCGUCGGCGACACGCCCGAUUCUUACGCCUACGAUGGAAACCGAGUGCGCAAAUGGAACGUGGUCACCACCAACUACGGCAAGUCGUGGGCGGCGGGCGACAUCGUCAGCUGUCUGAUCGACCUGGACGACGCCACCAUCGCCUUCUGCCUUAACGGGCAGUCGCUGGGUACGGCGUUCAGCGACAUCAAGACUGGUCCCGGCGUGGCCUACUUCCCCGCCAUCAGCCUGUCCUUCAAGGAGUCUGUGGCCUUCAACUUCGGGAGCCGACCGCUCAGGUAUCCGGCCGAGGGCUACCUCCCCCUCCAGGACCCCCCCACCGCCGACCUGCUGAAGGCUCACAAGCUGCUGGGCUUCGUCAAGAACGUCCUGUCCACACGCAUCGACGCGCAGGAGGAGCGCGUGGUGGAGACGGAUUGUUCGGUGUGGAGGCUUCACGGCGAAGCGAGCGUCCUCAUCACGCUGGCGCACAUCUUCAACCACUUUGCUCCUCUCAUGUGUAAAGUCUACCUGGUGGAAGACGUGCUGAUGAACUUCCUGCUGGGGAUCCUGGAGGGCGGCGGUUCUGUGGACGAGCAUCCUCUCAUCCAGCAGCUCCUCGACCUCUUCUGGCUCCUCAUGGAGGACUACGAGGUGAGCGAGUGUCUGAAGCAGCUGAUGAUGUCACUUCUGAGGGCGUACCGCUUCUCCCCCAUCAUCCCCGACCUCGGCUUCCAGAUCCACUACCUCCGUCUGACAACAGCCAUCCUGCGUCAUGAGAAGUCCAGGAAGUACCUGCUCAGCAACCUCACAUUUGACGUGCUGCGUUCGGUGGUCUUCUUCUACAUCAAGACCCCGCUGCGCGUGAAGGAGGCGGGGCUGGAGGAGCUGAUCCCCACCACCUGGUGGCCCACGCACUUCGACAAGGAGGGAAAAGACGAGCGCGAGCCCAAGGACGAGAGUUCGGACGAGCGUCUGCGGCGACGGGCUUACGAGCGAGGAUGUCAGAGGCUGAAAAAAAGAAUUGAAGUGGUGGAAGAGCUGCAAGUGCAGAUCCUCCGGCUGCUGCUCAACAACAAAGACAAGAGCGCAGGCGAAGCCUCCCGCUACAUUUUCCUCAACAAGUUCCGCAAGUUCCUGCAAGAGAACGCCAGCAACAGAGGGCAUCCGACGGCCCUGUGCCCCCCCGAGUACAUGCUGUGCUUCCUGCACCGUCUGAUCACGGCCGUGCGCGCCUGCUGGGACGAAAGCGCCAAGAAGAGUCCGGCCGGCGUCCGCAGCGACGCGGCGUACGUGCCCCCUCAGCUCUUCUACAACGGCAAGGUGGACUACUUCGACCUGCAGAGGCUGGGAGGCCUGCUGUCGCACCUCAAGAAGACGCUCAAAGAUGACCUGGCGAGUAAAGCCAACAUCAUCAUCGACCCCUCCGAGAUCCAGGCGGCGUCCAUGGACGACCUGGACGAGGACGAGGAGAACGGCGCCGUGCAGAGGACGGCGGGGGCGUCGUCGGGCGCCGCUCCGGUUCGGCCGGGCUGGCUGAGCUCGCCCACCCUGGGCCGGGCGAACCGCUUUCUCAGCACGGCCGCCGUCAGCCUCAUGACUCCCAGACGACCUCUCGGCCAGCCCGAGAAGGUCAAAGUGCGCCCCCUCGCCGUGGAGCAACGGACUGAGGAUGACAUCGAAGGUAGCCACGGCAACGACGGCCUGUUGCUGGGGCGACCCGCCGAGGAGUCGGAUCAGCCCGUGGCCGACAAAUCGCUUCUGGAGAUCACCGACGGGAUCGUCAUGAUGUACAACCUCAGCGUGCAUCAGCAGCUGGGGAAGAUGGUGGCGGUGGCGGACGACGUUCACGAGUACGCGGCGGCGCUCAAAGACACGGACGAGAAGAUGGCGCGAUGUCCGGCCAGGAGGCCCGACAUCCUGGAGGAGCUCCACAAGAGUCGGAAGGUUUUUGCCGAGAAGUUGAACCAUCUGAGCAGGAGGCUAGCCUGGAUUAACGCCACCAUCUACUCCAAGGAGAAGAUGUUGGACGUGUACUGGCUGCUGUGCGUGUGCGUGCGCACCAUCGAGCACGGCGACCGCACAGGCUCGCUGUUCGCCUUCAUGCCCGAGUUUUACCUCAACGUGGCCAUGUACGCCUACAACGCGCUCAAGAACUACUUCAGUCCCGCCAGCAACAUGGAGCAGCUGCCAGGCUACGAGGAAACGUUGACUCAGCUGGCGGCCAUUCUCGCCAAACACUUUGCGGAUCCACGGAUCGUCGGGACAGAUAUCAAAGAUGCUCUGAUGCAGGCGCUGGCCAGCUACGUCUGCUACCCACAAUCCCUCAGGGCGGUGGAGAGGAUCCCCGAGGACCAACGCGUGGCCAUGAUGAGGAACCUGCUGGCACCCUACGAGCAGAGACCCUGGGCUCAGACCAACUGGAUCCUGGUCCGGCUGUGGCGGGGCUGCGGUUUUGGCUACAGGUACACGCGCCUGCCUCACCUCCUGAAGACCAAACCCGAGGACGCCAGCCUGCCCAGCCUCCAGAAGCCGUGCCCGUCGCUGCUGCUGCAGAGGCACAUGGCCCGCCUGCUGAGCGCGGACAAGGACAUGGCCGCCGCCUUCCUCAACAGCGUCCUCAACCAGCUCAACUGGGCCUUCUCCGAGUUCAUCGGCAUGAUUCAAGAGAUCCAACAGGCGGCGGAGCGUCCUGAGAGGAACUUUGUGGACACGCGUCAGCUGAAGGUGUGCGCCACCUGUUUCGACCUGUCGGUCAGCCUGCUGAGGGUUCUGGAGAUGACGGUCACGCUGGUUCCCGAGAUCUUUCUGGACUGGUCUCGCCCGUCCGCCGAGCUGCUGCUGCGCCGCCUGGCUCAGCUGCUGAACCAGGUGUUAAACCGGGUGACGGCCGAGAAGAACCUCUUUGACCGCGUCGUCAACUUGCGACUGCCAGGUCUGGAGAGCGUGGACCACUAUCCCAUCCUGGUGGCCGUCACCGGCAUCCUUGUUCGAGUUCUCGUGGACGGCGACCGGCAGGGGACGUGCCGCGCGGCAUGCGUGCUGCUUUCGGACCCGUGCUUCCAGCUCCACUCCAUCCAGAACCUUCUCAGCGAGCCGGGGAGGCCGGAGGCCCCGCCCCCUCCCUCUCCCGUCAACCCCUCGGAGCGCAAGCAUUUCUCGCUCAACGCGUACAGCGACUACAUCAGCGCAGAGGAGAAGAACAAAGUGGAGCGCAUGUUGGUCUUCCUCGCCAGGGAAUCGCAGCAGGCGGCGACCAGCGCGCAGCCGACGAGCGAGGACGACCUUUGCCCCAUCUGCUACGCGCACUCCAUCUCGGCCAUCUUUAAACCCUGCUCGCACAAGUCCUGCAAAGCUUGCAUCAACCAGCACCUGAUGAACAACAAGGACUGCUUCUUCUGCAAGGCCACCAUCACGGGGGUGGACGACUACCGCAAGCCCCCCGCCUCGUCCUAACGGGGUCGGUCGGGGGCUCCUCCCGGUCGCGUUGCGCCAGGCCAAUAGUCGUGCUGUGGAGUGUGUGCGUGUCCUCUUAUGGAAUUAAAUUAUUCAUCGCAAAGGAG